UAAGGGAUGCUGAGCACCUGUAACUCCCAUUGAUGUGAACAAGGAUUUGGAUAUUCAGCACCCCUGAAAAUCACUCCAUGUCCCUUAAGGAGAAAACGCUGCUGACUACGGUUUUGUGGGUGGUGGGGGGAGGUUCCUGUUGAGUCAUCCCACAAGGGUUUUCAAAAUUUAGAUCUGAGUUUAGGCAGCUUGACUUCAUUUCUACUUGAUACCAGGAGGUCCUGUACUUGAAGUUAGGACAUAAAAAGAAACCUUACUUGUUAUGUAGUGAAAUCGCUCCUGCAAAACCAUAAUCGGCUACUUUUUCAAGGUUUGCGUUUGUACAUUCAUUUUGGAAAGCUAGUGCACUUCCUCUAAAUAGCUCCGCUUCACUUCUGUCAACAGACCAUGCAGCAGAUGAGUGACCAUCGCUAUGACAAAUUGACAGUGCCUGACGACGCGGCAGCAAACUGCAUAUAUCUCAACAUUCCAGGCAAAGGCCACGUUUUGCUGCACAGAGCCCCUGAGGAAUAUCCAGAAAGUGCAAAGGUUUUUGAAAAACUGAAGGACCACAUGCUGAUCCCUAUAGCCAGCACAGAACUGGAGAAAGUAGAUGGGUUACUCACCUGUUGUUCUGUCCUUAUUAAUAAAACUUCAGAAUUAUGAGAUAUAGAAUCCCUCCCUUGUAACUGGCAAUAAAGUACAUGCAAGGUAGACCAAUCUA
Messenger RNA from Chrysemys picta bellii (western painted turtle), 703 nucleotides. The record is from RefSeq and is a predicted model, not a curated record. Lineage: Eukaryota; Metazoa; Chordata; Testudines; Emydidae.